Molecule: messenger RNA, 490 nt
Organism: Myiozetetes cayanensis
Lineage: Eukaryota; Metazoa; Chordata; Aves; Passeriformes; Tyrannidae
Gene: RPLP2
Product: ribosomal protein lateral stalk subunit P2
Exons: 5
Coding region: 98-445 (115 amino acids)
Biological process (GO): cytoplasmic translational elongation
Cellular component (GO): cytosolic large ribosomal subunit; ribosome
Molecular function (GO): structural constituent of ribosome
Source: RefSeq, a predicted model, not a curated record
CGGGCAGAAGGCGUUGCCGAGGCCCCGCCCCUUCCUUUCGCCCGCCGCGCGGCCGUCGCGAGCGCACGCCCCGGCCCGUGUCCCGCCGCAGACAACGAUGCGUUACGUCGCUGCUUAUCUCCUCGCUGUGCUCGGGGGCAACGAGUCCCCCACGUCCAAGGAUCUGAAGAAGAUCCUCGACAGCGUCGGCAUCGAGACGGACGAUGAACGCAUGAACAAGGUUAUUAGUGAGCUGAAUGGAAAAAACAUCGAAGAUGUAAUUGCUCAGGGUAAUGGAAAACUUGCCAGCAUGCCAGCGGGAGGAGCAGUGGCAGUCUCUGCCGGAGGGGGCUCUGCUGCCCCUGCUGCAGCUGCUGCCCCUGCUGCCGCUGAGGAGAAAAAGGAAGAGAAGAAAGAGGAAUCUGAAGAAUCUGAUGAUGACAUGGGAUUCGGCCUAUUCGAUUAAUUAUUUGUUAUAGAGAAAUUAUUAAAAUUCUUUGUUUUAAAUGUU